This is a messenger RNA of Lepus europaeus (European hare), 5150 nucleotides long. RefSeq names its product ALG9 alpha-1,2-mannosyltransferase (gene ALG9). The transcript is spliced from 15 exons. NCBI's taxonomy places the organism in Eukaryota, Metazoa, Chordata, Mammalia, Lagomorpha, Leporidae. The record is from RefSeq and is a predicted model, not a curated record. The coding region runs from base 661 to 2214 and encodes 517 amino acids. Gene Ontology annotation, molecular function: alpha-1,2-mannosyltransferase activity. Gene Ontology annotation, cellular component: endoplasmic reticulum membrane. Gene Ontology annotation, biological process: protein N-linked glycosylation.
CCUGCUGGUCGCGUGGCUCCGGCUGUGUCCUCAGCCGGGGCUUCCCGCCCUUCCUGGAGCCGGGGGUCCGCGUGCGAACUUAGACCCCGCCACCUCGGGGCUCUUCUCUCGGGGGAAGAUACCCCGGGGUGGUGCGGGUCUGUGCUGCGGGGGCUGGCUUGGUGGUGUUGGAGUUGGCUGUUACUCAAGCGUCUCUCACUCCCCCCCGCCAGAAGUCUGACCCUCUCCUCCCCUGGGUGGGCCCCCACCUCCAGCACCUGCAGCCACCUUUCCCCAAGCCCCGGAGACCGCAGGUUCCCACUGCAUUAGAGCAGCUGUCAACACAGUUCUGUACAUUGCGCAUCUUAGGCCGCCGGGUCCUGGGACCUAUGGGGGAAAUGAAUAAAGCCAGGGGAAGUAAUGACCUUGUUGAGAAAGGAGAACGAGGACCUAUGUGGCCUUCACGUGAGUGGGACGAGCAGUGUCAGCUGUGGCAAGCCGAGGCGUGCGAAUUGACGCGCACCUGAAAGGCAAAGCGCACGGAGAGACUCACGGUUCUCCUUUUUUGGUUGUCUGGAAACAAAGCAGGCCAAGUGUGGGCGCCCGAGGGAUCCACGGCUUUCAAGUGUCUGCUCUCGGCGCGCCUGUGUGCGGCUCUUCUGAGCAACAUUUCUGACUGCGAUGAGACGUUCAACUACUGGGAGCCAACGCACUACCUCAUCUAUGGGAAGGGAUUUCAGACUUGGGAAUAUUCCCCAGUGUAUGCCAUUCGCUCCUAUGCUUAUUUGUUGCUUCAUGCCUGGCCAGCUGCAUUUCAUGCAAGAAUUCUACAAACUAAUAAGGGCUGUAUGCAAGAAGUUUGGGCUGCAUGUGAGUCGAAUGAUGCUUGCCUUCUUGGUUCUCAGCACUGGCAUGUUUUGUUCAUCAUCAGCGUUUCUUCCUAGUAGCUUCUGUAUGUAUACUACGUUGAUAGCCAUGACUGGAUGGUAUAUGGACAAGACUUCGAUCGCUGUUCUGGGAGUAGCAGCUGGGGCUAUCUUAGGCUGGCCAUUCAGUGUGGCUCUUGGUUUGCCCAUUGCCUUUGAUUUGCUGGUCAUGAAACGAAGGUGGAAGAGUUUCUUUCACUGGUCACUGGUGGCCCUUAUUCUCUUUCUGGUGCCUGUUGUGGUCAUUGACAGCUACUAUUACGGGAAGUUGGUGAUCGCACCGCUGAACAUUGUUUUGUAUAAUGUCUUUACUCCUCAUGGACCUGAUCUUUAUGGUACAGAGCCCUGGUAUUUCUAUUUAAUUAAUGGAUUUCUGAAUUUCAACAUAGCCUUUGCUUUGGCGCUCCUGGUUUUGCCACUGACUUCUCUUAUGGAAUAUCUGCUGCAGAGAUUUCACGUUCAGAAUUUAGGCCACCCAUAUUGGCUUACCUUGGCUCCAAUGUAUAUUUGGUUUGCAAUUUUCUUCAUCCAGCCUCACAAAGAGGAGAGGUUUCUUUUCCCCGUUUACCCACUCAUUUGUCUCUGUGGCGCUGUGGCUCUUUCUGCACUUCAGAAAUGUUACCACUUUGUUUUUCAACGAUACCGCCUAGAGCAUUAUACUGUGACAUCCAAUUGGCUGGCGUUGGGAACAGUUUUCCUGUUUGGGCUCUUGUCUUUUUCUCGUUCUGUGGCACUGUUCAGAGGCUAUCACGGACCCCUUGAUUUGUAUCCAGAAUUUUACCGAAUUGCUACCGACCCAGCCAUCCACACCGUCCCAGAGGGCAGACCCGUGAAUGUCUGUGUGGGGAAAGAGUGGCAUCGGUUUCCCAGCAGCUUCCUGCUGCCUGAUAAUUGGCAGCUUCAGUUCAUUCCAUCAGAGUUCAGAGGCCAGCUACCGAAACCUUUUGUAGAGGGACCAUUGGCCACCCGGAUUGUUCCUACUGACAUGAAUGACCAAAACCUCGAAGAGCCAUCCAGAUAUAUCGAUAUCAGUAAAUGCCAUUAUUUAGUGGAUUUGGACACCCCGAAAGAAACACCCCGGGAGCCAAAAUAUUCAUCCAAUAGAGAAGAAUGGAUCAGCCUGGCCUAUAGACCAUUCCUUGAUGCUUCCAGAUCUUCAAAGCUGCUGCGGGCUUUCUAUGUCCCCUUCCUAUCUGACCAGUAUACAGUGUAUGCAAACUACACCAUCCUGAAGCCCCGGAAAGCAAAGCAAAUCAGAAAGAAAAGUGGAGACCGGAGACGAGCAGAACCAACUUACAGGAAGAAUUGAAAACCCCUGCACUGGAUGGCUGUGUUCAGCUGUUCUCCACUCUGGCUUGGCAUGUGAGAACGGGCGAGCCUCUCUCAGGCCAUAUGGGCUUCUCCACCAAAGCUGUUUGGCAGCUCCUAGCAGACCUUCUUGUUCAAUCCUAGUGCUGAAAAUGAGCACAGCUUAGUUGCCAACCCACAUGUCCUUUUCCCCUCCAGCAAGACUAAGCUUCUGUAAAGCACUCCCCAGGACGAGGACCCUGUCCUGGAGCUAUCUCAGGAAAACGGCGACCAUUUGUGGAACUGUGACCUGAUUUUAUUAUAUCUGAUGCCUCUGAUUUCCAUUUUAUUUCCUUAACAACUAACAGAAACCACAUGGUGGGUUUUUUUUGUUUUCCAUUUUAGCAUGCUAUUUCUCGAAUUCUAGACUCCUCAUAUAAAAGUAUCAACAGACCAAAGUAUAGCUGUGUAUGGCAUACUUGGAGAAAGUUAAUGCCAUCAAUUGGUAGAUGUAGAUGGCAUCACGUUUUUAACUUACGCAUUCUGAGGCUAUUUCUGAGGACACUGGGAAUUUCCUUUCUUAAAACAACCCUAGUGAAAAGGACCCGUGUAGGUUUGCAGCACUUAUUUUUUAGUUCCAUCUAUUGCAAGGCACACCCUGCAUGGGGCUCUCCUAAUCAAAUAGGCAAUGAUAAAGACCUAAUUAAAGUGUCAUAAGUAUAUAGUAUUACUUUACAAACAGUAUUUCAUAAUUUACAAGGCACUUUCAUCGCAUCUUGUUUGAUCCUCACGACCACAGUCUGAGGUAGACAAGACAGGCGAUUUUACCCCCAUUUUACAGAUGGGGAAAUGGAGACUAGGAGGGGGAGGUAAAGUGAUUGCCCAAAGUCACCCAGCCAGUGAGCAGUGGGGGCAGGACCAGAACCUGGGUUGCCUAACUUCUCAUCUCUUGCUGUGCCAUUUUUCCCCACUCAACUGUGAAAAUAUUUGAAAGGAUGACAAGGGUGACCAGAGACCUGACUGAUGUUGUAGCUUUCUAUUUGAAGGAAGAAUCCUACCUGUUUCUCUUUGAGUUCUUGGAGCGUCCAGCCUACCCUGCGGUGCUGUGAGAUGCUGCCUGGCCUGGGGCAGGAAAGCAGUGCUUGUGUUGGGAAGUCAUGAUCCUUUGGAGCCACACAGGAUCCAAAUAUCAAUACUAUUCCUCUCAUCAGUCUGGGGUUACAUCAUAGGUGCCUUAUUCCCCUAAAGGUGACUGUUUCUGAUACUAAAAAUAGGAUGAGUUUAUUUUUCAGAGUUUCCAUCUUUAAUUUUUCAAAGGACUCUCCAAAACGAAGUGAUUCUGAGAGAGAAGACAAGAAGAGGUGACUAGUGAGCACAUUAAAAGGCCCCUCUAUGGGAUCCCCUGUAAAAGCUGAAGCCAUGGUCUAGACAGUAUCAAAUGGUAACUGGAGAGAGAAGAUAGCUCAGGGGCCCACUUGCUUUAAAGAUCUGUGACAUUUAAAUCUCAAUUCUUGAUUUCUGUUUUCCAAGGCAUAUAUUGACAAAUAGGAUCUGGGCACAGGGCAGAAUUGUAGCUAAAGCACCUUGCUUUACUUGUAGUAGUAGUGUUCUGCUCUUCACGGGGACUACGGCCUUCUACUUUUUGCAGGGAUAACUUAGUCCAGCAAUGGAAGUCAGUGGCUUUUUCCUUGUCAGAUUAGUCAGAAUACAAUGCUGAUCUAUUUCAUCAUCUCACUUGUUUGAAAAAGGGGUGGUGGGAGGAGGCCUUCUGAACAAGAACUAUAAUAGAGCACAAUAAAAGGUGAGGAUUGAUGCAGGGAUCCUUUGGGUAUAUCAGCUUCUGUCCCUUUUAAAACCUGAUUCUGAUUUUCUGUGAUAUGUGUCUCUUUAGUGAGGGUGUAAUCCACUGCAAACACUGUCAAGUGCCAUAAGUAAGGGAAACAAAAAUGAUUUUUGUUGUGAAGGUAUUUGUCAUGUGAUAUUCUAUAAACACAUUAAAGAAUCUCCACCUCUUAGCAAUAGAGGGUGGUCAGCAUUGCCUGGGGGAAGAGUUCCAAAACACGUAGUUGGAGUAGCAUUUCUCCUUCAAAGAAUUGUGAUGCAGCAUCAGCUGACUGCUGUUCUUGCUGUAAGUUCCUAAGGAAGGUACUUACGUCUCCGUAGAUUGUUGGGUAUCAAGGUGUGAGGGCCUACAGACUGCUCAUAACAGCCUUUGAUCCUGGGCUGAAUAGGGAGUUCGUGUGCUUGGCACAUCCAGUCUUCUCUGAUGUCUAGCUCUAAAGCAGCUUUAUCUGACCCCAAAUCUUGUGACACUGAGUACCAUUACUGAACCAGUCUGUAUGGAAGGCAUCUAUUAUCAAAAGUUACCUCUCACCUAGUAGGUGUCGUCUGACAAGAAAGAAAAUAGGUCAUUUUGAUCUCCUAGGGUAAUCACAGAAGACUGCAGCCUAUGGUCUUUACUAAUGAAUUCAAGUUUAGAAAGAAACCCCUUGUUUUAAAAACACCUUGGUUCCUUUUUUUUUUUUUUUUAAUGAAAACUGAUUUAUAAUACUGAUUUUAUGUUGUCAACAUUCAAUGAUUCAGUGGUAAAAUAUGCUAGAGGACAAUACUACAAAUAAAUUAAACAGAUCUUUUUGAAAAGUGAAAUAUACUUUUAUUCUUAGGAAAUUUUCUUAUGUAUUGCAUAUGUAGUUUUAUAUUUUGUAUGUGUAAACUUAAUUUUAAAAGACCAUCUAAGUGAUUCAUAUUUACAACUUGACAAAGCACUGAUAUUUAAACACCUUCGUUCUUUAUCCCAACCAUUAAUUUGGGUAAUUUUUGCUAGUUUGGAUUUCUGAGAAAGAGCCUUGAAAAUCUCAUGUGAUUCUGCAGCAUGAGAUAUGGGGUGACUGUCUGGGCAAGGUACCAAUGACAAUCCUUUACUUUUUUGUAUUUCCUGGGAUUUUUUUUUUUUUUUUU